AUGGCGGUGCCGAACGGGGCCGGCGCCGCGGCCGGGGCGGGCCCGGGAGCCGGGCUGGGCCUGGCGCUCCCGGCGGCCCCGGGCGGCACCGGGGGAGGCCUCAGGGCCGCGGCCGGGCUGUACGAGCAGCUCAAGGGAGAGUGGGGCCGGAAAAGCCCCAACCUGGCCAAGUGCGGGGAGGCGCUGGGCAGGCUCAAGGUGGCUCUGCUGGACCUGAACUUCCUCCCCACCUCCGGCUCGGCCAUGACCAAGCAGCAGCUGAUCCUGGCCCGGGACAUUUUGGAGAUCGGGGCGCAGUGGAGCAUCCUGAGGAAGGACAUCCCCUCCAAAACCCCUGGGGGCACUGGGGGGGCUCAGAACCUUCUGGAACAUCCGGGAUGUUCUGGAAUGUCUCAGAACGUUCCGGAACCCCGCAGGGAGGAGCUGCCCGAGUCGGCGUCGUGGCACCAGCUGCUGGGGCUGAACCUGCUGUUCCUGCUGUCCCAGAACCGCGUGGCCGAGUUCCACACGGAGCUGGAGCGGCUGCCGGCGCCCGACAUCCAGGGCAACCUGUUCAUCCGGCACCCCGUGUCCCUGGAGCAGUACCUGAUGGAGGGCAGCUACAACAAAGUGUUCCUGGCCAAGGGCAACAUCCCAGCCGAGAGCUACACCUUCUUCAUCGACAUCCUGCUGGACACCAUCAGGGACGAGAUCGCGGGCUGCAUCGAGGCCGCCUACGAGCGGAUCCUGUUCCCCGAGGCCGCGCGGAUCCUGUUCUUCAGCUCGCCCCGCAAGAUGACCGACUACGCCAAGAAGCGGGGCUGGGUGCUGGGCCCCUCCAACUAUUACAGCUUCGGGGGGCGGCAGCAGAAGGCCGAGGACCCCCCGAUCCCCUCCACGGAAUUGGCCACGCAGGUCAUCGAGUACGCCCGGCAGCUCGAGAUGAUCGUCUGAAAAACACAAAAUUCCCUCAUUCCCUCUUUAUUCCCUUUUUUUCCCGCCUUUUUUUCGCGUUUUUUCGCCUUUUUUUCCCGUGAUUUUUCUGCCUUUUUUCGCCUUUUUUGGAGGUUUCCAAUGUUUAAAGUGGUUUUUUUUUUUUUUGGAGGGGCUUAAUGGUUAAAGAUUAUUUGGGCCUUUUCCGUGUUAACACCUCCAAAAUCUCCCCAAAACUCCUUUUAUUCUCCUUAUUUGUCUUAUUUUAUUGCAUUUUUUGGGGGGUUGAAGUAUUUUUUAGGGUGUGGUUAAAUAUUUAAAGGGGGGUUUGGGGGUCUUGAUGCUCUCUGAGACCCCCGGGAUCCCCAAAAUCCCCUUUUCUUCCCAUUUUCUCUUCAAUUUUUGCAUUUUUGGGGGCAGUCUUGAUGUGGGAACCCCCAAACCCCCUCAGACCACCCCAAAACACCCCCAAAUCCCCC
Messenger RNA from Camarhynchus parvulus, 1391 nucleotides. RefSeq names its product proteasome 26S subunit, non-ATPase 8 (gene PSMD8). NCBI's taxonomy places the organism in Eukaryota, Metazoa, Chordata, Aves, Passeriformes, Thraupidae. Gene Ontology annotation, cellular component: cytosol; proteasome regulatory particle; proteasome regulatory particle, lid subcomplex. The record is from RefSeq and is a predicted model, not a curated record. Gene Ontology annotation, biological process: proteasome-mediated ubiquitin-dependent protein catabolic process.